Molecule: messenger RNA, 318 nt
Organism: Ostreobium quekettii
Lineage: Eukaryota; Viridiplantae; Chlorophyta; Ulvophyceae; Bryopsidales; Ostreobiaceae
Source: the annotation of a GenBank genome assembly
AUGGGACAUUUCAGCAACACCAAGAGCAUUAGCAUUGUGGUGGAUGUGGUUGGGUUGAUCAAGAACGGUGCCAUAGUGCAGAGCAGGAUAUUGUCAGGUCAUAGGCAGCUUUGCAACGCAGUGGAAGCAAUGAAUGACUGGGUUGGGACUGGGACCUGGCUGCAAAUUCCCGGAGCUGUCAAAACUGUGAGGUUGUGUGGUGGCAAAUAUGCCCAGGUUCCUGAGGGCAUCAUUGAUGCUGAACUGUGGGUCCUUUUUGUUGCCUGUGCGAAGUCAAAGAGUUUUGUGUCCCAUAGGGCACAAUGGGCAAGAGCUUAG